GAUGGUUAGAGGUGCCAGGGUCACCGCCAGUGGCCGCCUCUGCUUCCUACCCACCGUCACACUGCAGCUCGCCAGCGAACUCAGUGGCAUUUGCUGUUUUGAAACCACGUUUUAACUCGAAACAUCGUAUUUACUGCAGUCAGAGCACCAGUGAAAACUCAAAUCCCACAACCUCCCCCGCCUCCACACUUUCCAGAGCUCCUCCUACAGCCGGAAAGAGACGCAUCUCCCUCUCUCCCGCCUCUCAGUCACUCCUGGAGAGGGAGAGGACAGGGAUCCGCUCUGCAUCUGUAGCCGUACCGACGGCGGAGUCAGCAGCAACAUGGCCACUUCCCACUGCAACACCGAUCCCGGGCUGGAGAUCAAAACCAGGUCGGUGGAGCAGACCCUCAUCCCCCUGGUGACUCAGAUCACAACACUUAUAAACCAUAAAGAGAAACCAAAGAAAUCUGAGAAAACACUACGAGCAAUUCAACGGGUAGGGCAAGCAGUAAGCCUGGCUGUUGGAAGGUUUGUCACUGUUGGUGAAGCCAUAGCUAAUGAAAAUGAAGAAUUAAAAGAAGAAAUGUAUUUUGCUUGCCAGGAGGCACGAAGAGCAGGAGAGAGCAUUGCACAGCUGACUGAUGUGGGCGCCUUUGACCAGCCAGAAUCAGAUACAAGGGCAACAGUUUAUACAGAUAAAACUGGAAUGAUUAAAGCUGCACGGCUUCUACUGUCUUCUGUUACAAAAGUACUAGUGUUGGCAGACAGGGUAGUCAUAAAGCAAAUCAUCAACUCCAGAAGCAAGGUUCUUGCAACUUUGGAGCACUUAGAAAAAGUCAGCAGCUUUCAGGAGUUUGUACAAAUCUUCAGUCAAUUUGGAAACGAGAUGGUAGAAUUUGCCCAUUUGACAGGAGACAGACAAAAUGAUCUGAAAGAUGAAAAGAAGAAGGCAAGGAUGGCGGCUGCCAGGGCAAUACUAGAGAAAUGCACUAUGAUGCUUCUCACAGCAUCAAAGACUUGUCUUCGGCAUCCGGACUGUGAAUCAGCAAGAAUAAACAAGGGAGGCGUUUUCCAUCGCAUGAGAUUGGCUUUAGAUCAGGUGAUAGAGAUUGUCACAGAUUCGAGACAAAAUGCUGAAAAUGAGAUCCAUCCCACCAGCAUCUAUGCUGACAUCAAAGAAUUUAAAAUGAAGAUUGAAGGUUUACGAGACAACUUGCAUGGAAUUUCUAAAGAAAGUCUCACGGCAAUGCUUGAGUUAAUCCUGGAACACACAGAAGACUUCACAGACUCUGCAUAUACGAGCCACGAACACCGUGAAAGUAUCUUAGAAUUGUCCAGGCAGUCCAGAUUAGAACUGGAGCAGCUGAUUACCGUGUGGAAGCAAGCACAAAGUCUGAAAGCCAAAGAAGCCACAGAAGAUAUGGAGCUGGCUAUAAUUAAGACUCGGCAGUGUGUGAGUGAGCUGAGGAGAGAACUUCAAAACACAGCUGUGGAGUCAGCAGGGGAACUUCUGAAGUGCUACACAGAGCAUGUGGUCCUCAAGGCAUUGAAGGUAUCAGGGGCAGAAGCAAAUUUGGAAGCACUAGCUGAGUGCACUUGUAAACUCUCUGAACAGAAGGAACAACUUGCUGAGACAUCUCGAUUACUGCGGCAUGUGUCAGGAACAGAACCCUUGGAGAUUACUUGUUUACAUGCAGAAGAAACAUUUCAGGUUAUUGGUCCACAGAUAAUUUCUGCUGCACAGACCUUGGCUCUUCACCCUUCUAGUAAGAUUGCCAAAGAAAACCUGGAUGUAUUUUGUGAGGCAUGGGAGUCACAACUGAACGACAUGUCCAUUCUGCUGAAAGAAAUUAAUGAUGUCUUUGAAGGACGAAGAGGUGAGAAGCGUGCAUACCUUUCUCUGCCAAGACCAGGGAAACAUACUGCAAAUCUGAAGACUGUUAAAGCAGUAAAAUUAGAUGCUGAGGAACAGGCUAAGAUAGCAAAAUUGGGGUUGGAGCUGCGUUUGCACACAUCAGAUGUGGAUGCAGAAACUGAAAGGUGGGAAGACCAAGAUAAUGAAAUUCUUCGUCAAGCACAGACUAUGUCCAGCAUGGCAUAUUCUAUGUAUCUUUUUACAAGAGGAGAAGGCCUUUUGAAAACAACACAGGAUUUAUUUCACCAGGCAGAAAUCUUUGCUGAAGAAGGUCUGAGACUGUACACAUCUCUUCAUUCUUUUUCAAAUCAGUUGGAAGAUGAUGAAAAAGCAAUUCUGAUGAUGGAGACAGAGAAGUUUCCUUCUUUAUGUCAACAGCUGCAGAUGUCCAGCAAAACCCCUGUUUAUGGCAAAGCUGCCAUUUUCGCUAAGGUUGACACUGCUAUUCAGGAAACUAAGAAUAUAAUGACCGUGUUGAUGAAGGUUCUUUCUCUUUGUUACAAAUUGUUAAAAAAGUGUAAAGUGGAUCAAACAUUCAUGGGUUCUCCCCACAACUGGAGAGGAAACCAGUUGCAGAUGGUUUCAAAUGGUGAGAGCUUAGAUGGUCAGAAUACAGACACGUUUGGUGUGAAAUCUCUGGAAAGGCACAUGGCAAAUUUAACGUUCUUAGAAAGCAAAUGACGGGUCAAGUCCUAGAGAGGCUGUAACACUAAUAAAAAGCAAAUGUCACAUGUACUGUAAACUUUAUGCAGUUUUAGCUGCAAAUCUAUCAGCUCAU
Chiloscyllium plagiosum (whitespotted bambooshark) is the source of this 2675-nucleotide messenger RNA. RefSeq names its product catenin (cadherin-associated protein), alpha-like 1 (gene ctnnal1). NCBI's taxonomy places the organism in Eukaryota, Metazoa, Chordata, Chondrichthyes, Orectolobiformes, Hemiscylliidae. The record is from RefSeq and is a predicted model, not a curated record. Gene Ontology annotation, biological process: cell adhesion; Rho protein signal transduction. Gene Ontology annotation, molecular function: actin filament binding; cadherin binding.